UACGAUAGUAAAUGUAACUUCAUCAGUCUCUAUGUAUAUCGAUACAGUGUUAGCUCCAAUUGCCCGCAAUUUCAGAGAAAGUUUAAAUUUUGAUAUGACGAUGGAUAAUUUUAAAAGUACUGACAUUACUUAUACACAGCUUGUAUUUUCGGAUAUAGAAUUUAUUUCCAACAAUAUAUCUAAAGAAUACGUCUUCGGUAUAAUUGCCAAAGCAAUUGAAUGCGGCGAUAUUACUGCUGGUGAUGUAUUAAAUCUGUGGGUGAAAAAGUUGCAAACGGUUUAUAGUUAUGAAAAUUUUUGUCGGACUGAUUGGGGAUUUUUAACGCUUUGCUGCCAAGUUUACUUCGAAAAAAUGGCUCUUAAUGGGACAUGUGUUAAUGAUAGAACUUAUAACCAACUUACUUGUUGGCUGAAUGAAUCUUCGGAAUUUCUCAAAUCUAUUCAUAUUAGUGAUCACAAAUUUAAUGUAACUGGAAUUUGUCUAUUUUUUGACCUUAUUUUGGAUUCAACCCAAAAAUCAUGCCGAUUUUUUGAAAUAAAUUCCAAAGAAUCUAAUUUGACAUCUCAAAUAGAAUGGAUAAAUUUCCUGCAUAACGUAUCACAUAAGCUAUUAUGGGAUUGUCUUGAAAUUCAUGGACAAAUAAGUGACGAGGAAUAUUGCGAUAUUAAAGGAUUAUGUUUAGGUGUGUCGAAUGAUAAAUUUAUAAAAAUUAAAACCAAGGUGGAAGCUUGGAAAUUUGUUGCGAAAUUUACUUUGAAAUAUGGUGCUUUCGCAAAAAGUUAUAAGCAUCUUGAAGAAAAAUCGCCUAUUCGUAUUUUAUUACGACAUGCGGAAAGGAGUUUAGUGAUGAUUUAUGAAAAGGAACUUGGAGAGGAUGAUAAAUAUGUGGAUCAGUACUUGCGAAUUACUGCAUUUUAUUUAGAAAUUUUAUACCGAAUUACGACCGUUUUUAAGCACUCGGAAUUUCCUGAAGUAAAAAAUUUUUUUGAUGUUUUAGUCCUUUCCAUGUCGGCGCCUAGUUGUCUUCGAGGGAGCAACAUUUUCACUUGCACUAAGAAAUAUGUCUUGACUGGUUUAUCUAAUAUACUAUUAUUGGUAUAUAAAAAUAAUGAACUUCAAAAGUUGAUAUCAAAUUAUAUUGGAGGAAGAGACUAUUCCUACGAGUUCAUUCUAACAUACCUUCGUUGUUACAUCUCCAAUAAAAAAGAUGAUUACUUUGUAAGCAGUGCCGAACUGAUUAUCCAAAUUUUGAAACGCUUAUUUCAAAGACUAGACAUAUUCGUGAAUGCAGUUCGGUUUGAUGAAAUAAUAGAUGUGUAUGCCACUUUGACUCUGUUGGAUUCUUCCGGGACUUUGUUAGGCAACAUGCAGCAAUAUGUUAUAAAAGGAAACUCAGCGUUAUCCUUUGCAUGCACUAAGUUGCUGAUAUUAGUAUCAAGCUGUAAAGACGGUCGAGCUGAUGAGCUCAAAGAUGGACUUCAGUUCUGGGUGGAAACAAAUAAUCGUUUCGCUCAAUUUUCCUCAAAUUACCGGCGCCUUAAUGUUGAACACCUUAUAGAGCAUUAUAUAAUUUUAUGCUCAGGAUUAAAUUUGGAAGAAAAUAUCGAUCAUCAACUUCAUCAUUCGAUUAACUUACAAAAUAAUUACAACAUACUUCGUUGCAUAAACAAUGGAAGCAAUACAUCGGAUACAAACCUGUUGAACUCGAAAGCUAUCAGCAAACUUAGCAGAUUGAUAGAAAUUCUUGAUCGCCAUGCGAUGAGUUUAAAGGACUAUUAUAAACUUGUUGCGCACAUGUACAAGCUUGUGAAAUAUAAAGCGGAAGUCUCUGAUUGCUUACAGCAGAAAAUUGCGGAGCUACUUACAAAAGUUUGUAAGCCUUGCUUGAUAAAUGCGAAACCAUCUUUCAAAAGGUUGAUGAGUGCUGGAUUAUUACUUAUGGCGAAUAAACAUAUAAAUGAAAAAACGCAGUUAAAAAUUAUUACGUUUAUUAAAGAUAAUAUUCACAAUGGAAUGAACUUUCCGAUGCUGUCGUUUUGGUUAAUUAUCCACAGCUUCCGUAAGCAGAAAGCUUAUUCGAUUGUUCGAAACAUUGCCGAAGCCAUUUACAACGAAGUAGAAAUACCUGAUAUAAUUCAAGUUAGCACAUUUGAAACAGCACUUGAAGCAUCGGUUAAUUCUGCAGGUGAUUUCAAGUUUUACGCCAACAUUGAAAAUAACGGUGGAAGUGCGAUGAGAUUAAGGCCCGCGUAUGUUCAUCAUAAACGCCCACGAAAAGAUAUAGCCUACGACGAAAGUGGAAUCGAAGACACUAUACAAAAUAUCAAUCGAUUGUUACAAAAAAUUACCAUGUUUUCUAAGAAACUAAGGGAAAAUGAAUUUGUAAAAUUAAAAAAAUUAUGUAACGAUAUUGAAGAAAUCACUGAUCAUCACAAUUAAUACCUAAACUAUUAACUUAUUUAAACCUAUGAUGUGUAAAAUUAAUAGUAGAAACUUUAUUAGGACAUAAAAAUAGCAAUUGUUAUAUUUUUCCGUUCUGGGGCAUUAAGGAACUUAUUGUACAUGCGACUUUCCUGCUCCUCCUGGAGUAAAAGGCCUAGAAAAACAGUUGUUAACUAAAAUAUUUUGUGAAAAAAUCUAAAAAACUCACCCGCAAAACUAGCAGAUACAAAACACACUAUGCUGCCAACCACAAAUGCGCGCAUGGCAACCGAAGUUAUCACAUAUCUCCUAUUUGGUGCCAUAGCGCUGAGGGUUCCAAUGAGUAUGCCCAGGGCACUCGGAUUUGCAAAGCCGCAAAUUGCAAAUGUUGUUAUGCUUAUGCUGCGAGCCUAUAAAAUUAAAAUGAAGUCACAGGUGUUCUUAUAUGGUGUUUUUGUUUGUGAGCUGUAAUUAUUACUUCCAGUUCUCCACUUUUGAUGUAUUCGCCCAAACGCUCAUAAGCCACAAAUUCAUUUAUGAUUGACUUAGUGGCGAUAAUUUGUGCUACAAUAUUACAGUCCUUAUAGGGCACACCCAUCGUCCACACCAGUGGUAUAAAAAGUUUUGAAAAUAUCCAUUCAAAAUCUAUGUCUUCCAACCCAACUAAAAAACAUAGCCAGUUAACGACGCCAUUUAGGAAUGCUACAAACGCAACAAAAGCGACGAUAUUGGCAGUUAUUCCUGCCACGAUUGGUAUGGCAUUAUUGGCUCCGUUCGACGCUGCGUCCAGUAGUGAAGAGUCUUCUCUGUAUUGUUGUACAUGAAAUGAAAUAGACAUAUCAGCCUUAAUGGAAUUAUGAAAUAUAAAUGAACAUACAUAAGAGUAUAAGAAUAAUAUAUGUAAAUUUGUAAGAACAAGCGAGAUAAUGGCAAUAAGAAAUAAAGAUAAAUCGGCUCAUAAUGUCAAUAAUAAUUGAUAUGUGAUAUGAAAAUCGUGUGUGGUUUAAAAAUUUUUAUAAAAUGAGCGUUGUCCGCUGAUAAGCUAUAUUAACGUACGAUUUCUCCAGUUGAAUAUUCUUUGAAGAAGUUUGACUGUCCUCCGUUUCCGGCAUGUAAAGUUUUGAAAAAGCCAAAGCCGCUGGAGCUGCCAUAACGCUUGAAGUUAUUAAAUGAGCUGCCGAAGCCCCAAAGGAUAAAUAUGCUGCCAAUACCGUUCCAGAGACUGUUGCGAAUCCAGAGGCCAUAAUUGAAUGCAAUUCACUGGAUGUAAGUUUGUUAAGAUAUGGUCUAAUAAGCAUUGGACUCUCUGACAUGCCGAGAAAUAUAUUAGCGGCUGACGUAACACUUUCACAAACAGUUGUACCCAAAAUUUGCUGCAUCAGCCAACCGAGUUUCAUAACUAACCAUUGCAUAACACCCCAAUAGUGUAAAAUUGAAAUAAAGAAACUGAAGAAAAAUAUCACCGGCAAAAUUGCAAAAGCGAAAAUUCCUUCAUCGAUUACUGCAUCUCCAAAUACGAAACGACUACCUUCAUCACUAAACGAAAGAAAAGUGGCUACUUUAUCGCCAAGACAUUCGAAGAUUUUACGUCCAACAUCCCAUUGAAUGCACAGGAUACCCAAAAUAAAUUGGCAUACUAUCCCCGAUAUCACGGUUCGCCAAUUGAUUGCCUUGCGAUUUGAAGAAAAUACGUAACCUGCUAAUAUGAGUAAACAUGGAGCCAACAGCGAUCUCAAUUUAUUUCUAUCAUCCUUGGUUGCAAAAUACAAAAACACUGCCAGCAAAAUUACAAGAACUAUGAGCAUUAUACCGGAUACAAGUCUAAAGUGGAAGAAAAUUAAAUUAACAUGUAAAUUAAUAUGUAUGUAUGAAAACUUUUCAAAUUGUACAAUAGUAUAACUUUGCUGCUAUAAUCACGGGUAUUUCAUGUAUUAUCACAAAGUACUUCAACAUUACCCACAAAACACAUUAACAUAUCAUUAAAGUACUCCAUGGAGGAUCCAGGGUAUAUUACUUUCGUAAAUAAUCUCAAA
This is a messenger RNA of Bactrocera oleae (olive fruit fly), 4455 nucleotides long. NCBI's taxonomy places the organism in Eukaryota, Metazoa, Arthropoda, Insecta, Diptera, Tephritidae. The record is from RefSeq and is a predicted model, not a curated record.